UACAGUGUUUUAGCUUCAACUUUACACUUUAUACAAAUUUUAUUGGACAAUUUAUAUAUUUAAUUUAGAUAAUUUUAAAUUAUUUUAGGAUGAAAUGGUAUAAUAUUCUUGGACGAUUUAUUGAAUAAAUAAUUGUAGACAUUACUUUGAAGGUCUUAUCAGCAAUAGAUAUAGGGUUGCAGUUUACGAGACUCUAUUUAUGGAUCAUAUGAAUUGAUCUACGCGUUAAACUAAUCCCAGACACGUUCUUCCGCCACGUAGAUAACGGUUGUUGUUGUCAAUCCUAUUACUUACCAUGUACAAAGCCCAAAUCUUGCAAAAAAUUAAAUCGGUGGCAGAAGCCCAUAAGAAUAAAGUCAAAGAUGAGUCCUUCCUAAACAUCGAGUGCAAGGAUUGCAAAACACUCGGACAUUUCAACAAGGCAUACCAUGAAUGCAAGUUUUACAAAGCAGUUUCUGCGGCUGAUGUUGGAAGUAGCGGCAAGAAACGUAAGCAAUCAGCUACAAUCAAGGAAGAAAAGAAGCAAGCAAAGAGAAAGAAGAAGCAAACAACUGGAGAUAUCAAGUGUAUCAGUUGUGGCUUAAAGGGUCAUUCUACUUCUCGUUCUCUCGAAUGUCCCAAUCACAUUGCUUCAAAGGAAGAAGUUAUUACCUCGACGCUUGGAGAAGGCUCCACUGUAUUCACGAGGAAGCUCCCUCUUACGUCUGCUGUGAAGCCAGCGUUUCGCGAACAAUUCCAAGAAAAAGUCAUCUCUUGCUGCUCUGACAUAAGGAGAAUAGUAUUCUCUAGUCAAUUAUUCGUUAACUCGUACCUCAUUCAUUAUCAGGAGAAUAGAAGGAAUGCUAACAAAGGCGACAAGAAAGACACUGAUAAAAACAGCAACAAAGGCAGUAAAGAAGCCAACAAAGAAGACAGCAAGAAAGACAGUAAAGAAGCCAACAAAGACAGGUCUAUUCCUGAUGUAUUCUGCCAGCAAUUCUGGUAUUCAGUAGGUCAGCUUAUAACGGGCAAGCAAGUUACUCACAAAACGGCAUUAUCCGAGGACAUAAAACAGUAUUAUACAGACUUCAAGGCAAAGUUCCCUACUAUCGAAGUAAAACACAAGCUGACCGUGGGAUAUAGUCAUUGCCUUACAGAGGCAGCAAAGGAAUUGAGCGUCUCUUACACGAACUCCAUUGUAGAGCGCUUCGAGCAGCGCUUAACAAAGUUCUUUACCUACAAAUUGAGAACUAUGCUCCCGAAUAUCAAACGCACUGAUGUAUAAAGAAUUGUACAGCUGUAUUGUUACCAAUCUGUCUGUCAUGGUCAUCCUCAUUGGCCAGA
This is a messenger RNA of Mycotypha africana, 1323 nucleotides long. RefSeq lists its product as uncharacterized. The record is from RefSeq and is a predicted model, not a curated record. The transcript has 6 exons. NCBI's taxonomy places the organism in Eukaryota, Fungi, Mucoromycota, Mucoromycetes, Mucorales, Mycotyphaceae. Bases 296 to 1264 code for a protein of 322 amino acids.